Messenger RNA from Orbicella faveolata, 1561 nucleotides. RefSeq names its product retinol dehydrogenase 7-like. The record is from RefSeq and is a predicted model, not a curated record. Gene Ontology annotation, cellular component: intracellular membrane-bounded organelle. Gene Ontology annotation, molecular function: oxidoreductase activity. Gene Ontology annotation, biological process: steroid metabolic process. NCBI's taxonomy places the organism in Eukaryota, Metazoa, Cnidaria, Anthozoa, Scleractinia, Merulinidae.
UGGGGUGGUGGGAGGUCGUCUCCGGUCAUGUCUCCAUCUCGCGAUCCAUACACGAUAUAUUCGUAUUUUUUCAGGAAUUUUGUUUCAUGUACAUCUUUUUGUUUACAACCUCAACUUUUGAAAGUUAUCGCUUCCUCGGCUGAGUCCAAGCCUGGCGUCAAUUAUCAGAUUAUAAGACAUUUAUUAGCAUUACAUGUAUUGUCAAAGAUCAGUUCAUAUAUUUCAGCAGAGAAAGAAAAAUUUCAAUAUUAUUUUUUUGAGCCUUUUAUUUGCUCUAGGAUCGUAUGUCCGUGUGUUACCUGUUAAGUUUACGGCCGCGAUUGACCUGGUACUGCACGAAGCAUACAAUGUAAACAAUGUAAACAAUAUAACACUGAAGAAUAUUACAUAAUUUGCAUGUCAUCAAACACGACGGUAUGAGAGCUAAAAGGUUACUGAAGUCAGCUAACUCGGCCAGCGCUUAUGUCUUUACAAGGUUCUUUUCGAGAAGAAAGGUGGGUGAGUUGGACAAGAAAUACGUUCUUAUCACGGGCUGCGACUCGGGUUUCGGUCAAGAAACCGCCAUUACAUUGGACAAGAUGGGGAUUGGUGUGUUGGCGACUUGUUUAACGAAAGAAGGAGAGCAGAGUUUGAAAGCUGCGACAAGCGACAGAUUGAAAACUUUCCAGUUAGAUGUUACUAAUUCAGAGCAGAUUAAAACCCUCUACGAGCUAGUAAAGGAACAACUGCCCUCGGAUCAAGGUCUGUGGGGACUAGUAAACAAUGCCGGAAUUACUCUAAUUGGACCAAUAGAGUGGAUCCCGCUGGAAAAGUCCAAACGCAUUGCUGACGUUAAUCUGUGGGGGAUGAUUGACGUCACAAAAACCUUCCUGCCGCUCGUCAAGAAGGCCCGGGGACGAGUAGUAAACUUAUCGAGUAUGUUAGGUAAGUGUAAAAUAAUUUCUUUCAUUUUUGGCACUAGAACCAUGAAUACUGGACACUUUUAGUGCAUUUUUCUAAUGGCUUUGGAAUGGAGGCUAUCCAUAUCGACAAAAUUAUUUUAGCAUUUUUUUCACUGUUAAAGCGAUAAUCGUUUACAUUAUAAGAUCUCUCAUUCUGUAGUCAAUAAAAUAUACAAAAAAUGUAAAGUAUUCGCUGUUCGAGUGGCCCCAAUAUAACGGACACUCACCUUUUCUGUUUGUUAAACUAGCUUUCAUGUUUUAACGAUGCCCACAGAUUGAGCACGUGUUGACGACUGAUGGCAUUUUUUCUCAUUUCUGUCUUCUACUAAAGUUGAAGUCGACAAAACGCUCCAGCGCGUUCGGUGACAAAAUGAAAUUACAAAAGUCGUUUCAAAUUUUGUUUCUUGAAUCUUUUCCUAGGCAAUGUUUCGUGCAACGUGUUUAGUAGCUUGCGAACAGGUUCUCUAGUUGAGGAUGGGGCGAAGAGAGACCGGGAAGAAAGAGGAGAGAAGAGAGAGGAGGGAAGAAAGAAUAGGUGCCACCGCUCCAAUCGCCUCUCUCCCCCCCGGUCCCUUAACCCCCCACUCGGCCACUUCACUCUCAGCCAGUUCUUUUGCAGC